Molecule: messenger RNA, 2401 nt
Organism: Ciona intestinalis (vase tunicate)
Lineage: Eukaryota; Metazoa; Chordata; Ascidiacea; Phlebobranchia; Cionidae
Source: RefSeq, a predicted model, not a curated record
ACCAGAGGACAUAGUUUCCUAUCAUUCAAGGAAGGAGUUAAAAUGUGGUGCAUUUACAUCUGAGAAAUUGCCUAAAAAAUGUGGUGUACUUGUGAAGGGGUUAAUUAACAUUGAAGCCAGCAACAUGAAUGAGUGGCAGAGGUUAUUUUUUGAAACGCAGUCUGAAAAUGCAAAAAGAAUACCUUCAUGCCGACGAUACCAUCCAGAUAUAGUGCGUUGGGCAAUUGAAUUAUAUUCAAGGUCACCUGCAGCAUACGAUCAUUUGAAAACAACUGGUGUUCUGAUGCUACCUUCAUGCCAGACAUUAAGAAAUUAUCGAAAUCUAUCUGGAACUGCCUGUGGCAUUAAUCAGUUGGCAUUACACCAACUACAAGGAUUGGAAAGGGAAGUAGAGGCUUACAUAACUGUUGAUGAAAUGAAAGUUAAAGAAAAUUUGGUUAUGAAAAAUGGAAGGCUUAUUGGCUUUGUAGACUAUGGUGAUAGAGUGACACCUGACAAACUUGCCACCCAUAUUUGCAUGUUUUAUGUACGAUCGUUUAAAAAAGAACUUUCAAUUCCUCUGUCUUGGUGGCCCACAACCACAACUCCAGCAUUUCAGCUAACAUCAUUGUUUUGGGAAAGUGUUAUCGCGUGUGAGGUGAAUGGUGCUCAUAUCAAUGCUAUUGUGGCCGAUGGAUCUGCAAUAAACAGAAAGUUUUUUGAAAUUUUACAUGGAAAACCAUUAAGCCACAAUGAUUUGUAUUCCUGCCCAAACCCAUUUCGCAAAGAAAGGAUAUUUCUUUGCUCCGAUACAAGUCACUUGCUUAAAACUGUUCGGAAUGCACUAUAUAGCUCCAAACCCACCGGAACAAAAUAUUUAAAUUAUAAGACGAAAGACAUUUCUUGGGUUCAUCUGAAAUCUUUAUACAGCAUGGAAACAUCAUCACCACUACACAAGACAAAACUCACCAAUGUUCAUAUGCAGCUUAACCCAUUUACAAAAAUGAGAGUGGGUCUAGCAAGAGAUACUCUUAGUCGUAGAGUGGCAUAUGCUUUGGAAGAUGUUCCUGGGUCUAAGGGCACACGAGACUUUAUUUUAUUGUUUGAUAAAUGGUUCGACAUAGUAACAUGUGGUGUAAUGAACCCAAUAAGAUCCUGUAACGAUGAACGACUGAUCUGGCUGGAAAAUCAAUUUCGGAAAUAUUUGUUAGAUUGGCGGAAUGAAGUUGAUACACUGCAUCCGGGAGAAGAAAAACGAAUUAUUGCAAAACAAACGUAUGAUGGGUUAUUGUUUACUACGACAAACAUGGUUCAUCUCACAAAACAUUUGUUGCAACAUGGUAUUGAAUAUGUUUGUUUAAAAACCUUGACUCAAGAUGUCUUGGAAGCUGUAUUUGGAAACCUGAGAUCAAACAUGAGAAGAAAUACAAACCCGGAUGUUGCACAAGUGAGUUACAGUGUGUCUGCAAUCACACAAAGAAAAAUUAUUAAGAAAGUUAAAGGAGGCAACACUACAUUUGGUAAAAAAAAUGCAUGGACACAUGUAUGCCACGAUCCACUGCCAAAAGUUGCUAAAAAAAAGUAAGUUUUCCUAAAACAUCAUGCAAGAGUAUUACAGGUUACAUAGUUUCCGCAAUUCCGCUCUAAAACCACCUAAAAAUUUGGUACAUUUGGUAUUCUUCAUGUUUACAGCAUAUUUAGCAAAGUUAUGUCCCAAAACCUUAACAAACAAAUAAAUUAUAUAAUUAAAUACUUUGGUGACAUAGGCAAUAUCCAAACCACAUUCUUCACUGACUUGUUCAAUAUAGCUAAGGAACAAGGAAGAACUUUCAAUAAUGUUAAUUAUAUUAAUGAAAUUAAUUGAUUUUAAAGUUUUAGAAAUUUCUUUAUUGUGCAGAUAGUAUAUCCAUGUUAUAAAUUGUUGAAAUUGGUCUGAUGGAUGCAACAAAUGGUUUUCUCCAACUUUUAACUCCAUUUGAGAUGUAAAGGUUGAUUUUUUGUGUGGUUGAUUUUUGGUUAAACAUUCAAUAAAAUUUGGUUCAAACUUUCGUUUUGCCUUUAGCAGAAGAAAACCACCAAUAUAUUCAAGAAUAUCUGUACAUAACACACUACUAUUAAAGCAUUUUGUUAAAACUUAUAUUUUGCUGUGUUACCUGAAUCUUUUUCAUCCACCCCUAUAACCGGGUUAUCUGUUUUAUAUCUAUUUCUUCGUGUGACGCAAUAACAUCCAUCAGUUUUAUAAGAAAAUAAGCAGCUUGUUGUUGUGGCAUGCCCAAAUCAUCGGCUGCAGUUACACACCAUGUGGAAUACAUUGAAUAGAAUUUGUUCCGAUUUUUUUUAAUACUGUUGUAGUAGUCAAAAACUGUUCUUAUAAAUCCAAAUGUGCUGCUGGUUAAAAUAAAAGACACUGGUCUUUUGAAAA